GGCAGAGAAGAUCAAGGAAAGCCUGGCAGUGACUGAGUAUACCAAGCCAUCCAGUGCAUUGGUGCUGAGUGGUGUGUCCAGCAGUGUGGUGCAGUACACAGUGUUUGAAAUGCAGCUGUCCUUUACUGUGCUGGAUACAGAGGGUGCACCCAUCAGUGACCUGGGCCACAAGAGUGAUCCCUGGGCAGGUCACGGCAAGUCUCUUGGGAGGUCCGCCAGGUGCCAUCCUCAUGGGCACCACCACAGUUCCCAACAGGAAUGGCACUGCCAUCUUCACCAACCUGUCUGUCAGCAAGCCCGGGGAAGGCUACAACCUCACUUUCACCAUCACCUACCCCAGCUAUGCUCCAGCCCUCACCACCACCCUGGAGGAGACCUUCAGCUUGACACAGAUGAGUGCAGCAAUGGUCCUGCAGCAGCCCAGCAUAGUGCAGGCCGGACAACCCACCACCAUCACUGUUCACUUUGUUGACAAGGACUCUGGCUUGGUUUUUAAUGGCCUGGCUUUCAAGGACUGGUGGUGUAUCCCUCACAUCUGGUCAUCAAGGAGUACCCCAUGGUCAAGUCCUUGCACACUGAUCUGUUCUGAUGGAAGCAGUUGGAGGGUGUGGAGGAUGUGGAUCUAUUUACCUGAGAACAACUUGUCAACAAUUCCUGUGGAUGUCGUCAUCAGCGAGGUCAGUGUUAGAUACCAACCUGCUGCUCAGGUGUCUGUUGUACCUGCUGGUUGGCAUCUCCACUUUGUCUCUCCUGGCUUGGUGGUGUAUCCUGAAAAUUUGGAGAUCCAGGAGAACUCUGUCACCAAGAACGUGCAAAUGAAUGUCAUUGGGUGGCUGAUGGCAGCUCCUCAAGUGAACCCAGAGAUCACUGGGCUAAAGUACAGCAAGAUGAGUGCCUUGGAGAAGCUGUGCCUUGAGUUGAAGGCUGCAGUCACCAUCAGAAAAGAGCAAAGCUGCAACAAGUCAUCCAAGUACUUUGUCAAGAAGGUUUAUGUUGAAGGCAACCUCCUGCACUGCUCUCAGGAGAAGAGUGGGACUCAUGACCGCCUCCAAGACCCACAGAGGAUUGGAAGGCAUAAAUUCAAUCUUGGAUAACUAUUGACAUUUAAAACUGGUGACUCCACUUGUCAGAUUGUAGGUGGGAAAGUUUUAGGGUUAAUUGAUGGGAACAUUGUUGAUCUAAAUUCUUUUUUGGUAAAGUACUGUAAAUCACUUGCAUGUGAAGUUUCAAAUGGAUGAAAUAGCAUGAAUGGUAUUGUAGCUGAAUUGUUCUUUGUAGCUGGAAAAAAAAUUAGGGUCGAUUGAUGGGAAAACUAUUGUUCAAAAUCCUUUUAUUGUAAACUAGAUCAUGUACAUAGUUGUGAAUUUUUUUUGGAAAUGAAAUAGCAUGAAUGAUGAUGAUGUUGUUUGUGUUGUACUAUGGGUAAACCAUUGGAAAAAAUGUAGUAGUUAUGAAUAAAAUUGGAUUAACUAAACAUCACUGAGGUUGUAGUUGUGAAAUUUUGGUGUAAAUUAAUGUAAACAAUGAAAUACUUAAUCAUUAAAGUUUUAAUCUUAUAUUAGGAGUCAUUGGAAAUUAGCUAAAAUAAACACCCUUAUAUCAUCUUAACCAUAUAAUGACUAACCAACUUUUCUCUCAAAUCAUAGCAUAGUUUUAACACAAGUAAACAGUGCACAGCUUUGCCAAAUGUUGUCAUAAAUCUGUGUUGGAAAUAUAGUCUUCAUCAAGCAUUA
Scylla paramamosain (green mud crab) is the source of this 1733-nucleotide messenger RNA. RefSeq lists its product as uncharacterized. The record is from RefSeq and is a predicted model, not a curated record. Bases 231 to 1094 code for a protein of 287 amino acids. The transcript is spliced from 7 exons. NCBI's taxonomy places the organism in Eukaryota, Metazoa, Arthropoda, Malacostraca, Decapoda, Portunidae.